UUAAGGUAAUAAAUUUGAUGUUGAUUUAUUCAGAUAUUAAUAGAUUAUUUGCAUAUGAUGGACUGUGUAUUUUCAGUUUCGAUGACGAACUCCAUAUCCAUUAUUUGUUUCUUUAAUGGGAGCCUCGGCGUCGGAGUGAAUAAUUUGCCGGUGUAUGAUGGAGGUUCUCGGAAAAUGUUCAUGCUAUCUAAGUCGUGUAAUUUUGAUGGAAUGACUAGGGAAAUACACAGAGUUACUAAAAUUAAGAAAGAAGAAUAUACAAUUAAGGUGUUCUUCAACUGUCCUAUAAAUGAGAGUAGAACUAUUGCCGUGGAGAUUACCGAAGAUGAGGAAUUGAAUGACAUGAAACAAUUAGUCGAGAAGCAAGCGUCAAUUGAGUUGUUUAUUGAGAAGUAUCCGAUUCAGGAAUUUGCCCAAGUUUCACGACCUCAAGGAGAGUUUUCUCGGAUGCUUGACUUAGACAACGAGUCGAUUGGUUUUAUGACAUCUCCAAGUCAAGAGCCAUGGUCUCAACCACAACGUUUAAGUGAGUAUUCUAUCGGUGGGACGUCAACUAAUAUAUUUAACGACGCUUCAGUUCAUGUUACGGGUUACCCACCAGUCGGAGCAAUUAUAGAAGAUGAAGCAGAUGAUGAUUCAGAUCAUUUUGAAGAAGAUGGCGUGCAAAUUGAUAGCAUGCAUGUGGCAGCUGGAAUAGAUGAUGACGCCCGUUGGAUGGAGCAAUUUAACGUUAACAAUGAUUAUGUGGAAGCUGAAGAUCCGUUGCCCGACGAGUUUCAUAAUGAGGAUUGGAUAAAUACUUCUCAAGCUGGAUUUGUUGAUGUUGGGCCAAAUUUACAACGACCUGAGGACUUCACUUUUAAAAAAGGGGAUCUAUUCGAGAACAAGGAGGCACUGAUUUUUGCAAUCCGAGAAUGGUCCAUCAAGAAUCGGGUCAAAUUAAAGCCGGUAAAAACUAAUGCAACAAACUACAAUGUGAAAUGCUUCUUUAACGAUAAGAAUGAAGUAGAGAAUGCAAAUGAGCAAGAUGAGAGAAAUAAAAAAUGUCCUUGGUUGCUAAAUGCCGCUGUGAGAAAAUCAUCAAAUGGGCAAUUUGUAAUAUGUAGAUAUUGCGGACUUCAUACAUGUUGCAACCCGUCGGUGGAUGUCGAUGAUUAUUCUGCAUCUUCUUCUUAUAUAUGUAAGCUAAUUAUGCCUGAAGUUAGAGCUGAACUUGAUCUGAAUGCAAGUCAGAUAUUUCAGAGGGUAUAUGACAUGCGGGGGAUUAAGAUAUCUAAAUAUAAGGCAUAUGAUGCAAGGAGAAAAGCGUUGUCUAAAAUUUUUGGAGAUUGGGAAAAAUCAUAUGAAUUACUUCCACAGUAUCUUGAAGCUAUCAAACGAAAUAAUCCGGGUACUGAAUACGAAAUAUUAUCCGAAGAGAUUGCACCGGGUAUGGAGAGGUUCACUCGCGUGUUUUGGGCAUUUGGUCCUGCUAUUAAGGGCUUCACUUUUUGUCGUCCGCUAUUGAGCAUUGAUGGUACACAUUUAUAUGGAAAGUACAAAGGCGUGCUUCUUGUAGCGACCGGUGUAGAUGCAAAUGGCGGGUUAUUUCCUCUAGCAUUUGCAGUCGUGGAGGUGGAGGAUACGUCUAGUUGGAAGUGGUUUUUUGAACUUAUAUACAAGUGGAUUCCAAGUGUCCGUGCGCCAAGAAUAAUUACCUUUAUUUCGGAUAGGAUGAAAGGAAUUAUAAGGGCGUUACAUGAGGGUUUUAGUGCACCACAUCACCAUCGAUAUUGUUUAAGGCAUAUAAGAGAUAAUUUCAAGAAAAAACACGGUGAGAUUAAUUUGCAAAAUCUUUUGUGGCAAGCCGGGUGUGCGACCGACACAUUAGUGUAUGAACAUUGCAGGGAGAAAAUCAAGUCUUUGUCAUUAGAUGCACAUAAUUGGAUUGAAAAUAACUUGAAGCCUCAAUUCGAGCAUCGGUGGGCAUUAUGUAAGGAUGAGGGUGUGCGGUUUUGCAUGAUGACGACUAAUUGCUCCGAGAGCUUUAACGGCGUUCUUAAAGGAGCACGAGCUAUGCCAAUACAAUCUUUGGUUGCGAGAACAUUCUAUAGACUAAACGCAUACUUCAACAAAAGGCGUGGUGAUGGCAUAGACUGGACAACACGUUACACACCAAAAAAUGAGUCCAUUUUGCAUAGAAGAAUUGAGGCAGCAAGAUCAUGUCAAAUUACUGUAUUCAACGACAACGAAUGGCAGGUACAAGAUUGUGACGGUAUCUACACCGUUAAACUAUUUGAUGUUGAUUGCACUUGCACAUGUAACAUACCACAACUCCAAAAAAUACCCUGUGCACAUGUGCUUGCGGCUUCUUCUAAUCAGCCGGGAGGUGCUAGAAUUCCCAGAAAUCGGUAUUGCUCGCCUUGGUAUUCAACAGCUCACUAUCAAAAGACAUAUAGUGAGAGUUUUCAUCCACCUGAUGAUAGUCGGUAUUGGCCUGAAUAUAAUGGACCACAUAUAGUUCCACCUCAGUACCGGAGACAAGCAGGUCGACCACGAUCUGUGCGAAUUAGGGGAACCAUGGAUCAAGGGCGAGAAGGAGUGGUCAAGCACAAAAAAUGUAGUCUUUGCAAACAACCGGGACAUACUCGACCUCGUUGUCCAUCUAGACACAAUAGAUAGCAACUAAUUGGUAAUUUAUAUCAUUUUUUUAUUUUUAUAUACUUUAAUAAAGAAACUGAAUUACUAUAUGAUUGAUUAUUAACAUGUGUAUAAUUAUAUGUGCAGGUUUGUACACCAUGGAUCCUGGGCCGGUUAGUGAUGAGGUCUUAUAUGACCAGGCUCAGCAUCGUUCACAUAUUAUAUCCUGUACAGAGAGAGGUCCGAGUAUCGUUAUGGUUGAUCA
Asparagus officinalis (garden asparagus) is the source of this 2884-nucleotide messenger RNA. RefSeq lists its product as uncharacterized. The record is from RefSeq and is a predicted model, not a curated record. Lineage: Eukaryota; Viridiplantae; Streptophyta; Magnoliopsida; Asparagales; Asparagaceae. Gene Ontology annotation, molecular function: zinc ion binding. The transcript has 2 exons. The coding region runs from base 55 to 2661 and encodes 868 amino acids.